CAGCUGAGGAGCCUGAUAUCUACUUGGAACCAGCAAAAAGUUACUUUCUUCUAUUAAACUAAAACCAGGAAGUGUUUUGCAGCACAGUAAUGGUGUCCCACCAUUCAGCUUUAAGCAGCCUGUUUGCUGAUGAGCCUUUUCUGAGCCAGGAGGGGAUGCUUUGGCCACUGUGUGAUGAAGCCCUGUCCUCUCUGCAGCAGAACUUCUUUGGUCGGAGAGGAAAGCUGGCUGAAAGCCUCCUCAGAGAUGUCCAUGAUGGAUCACAGCUGCUCACACUCGCCCAGUUUCCUGUCAUUUCAUCCACACUGAAAAGACUAAACAAAGACAGAGAGAAGAGGACAGAGGUGGUCACCACAGAUCUAAACAAAAACACGGAACAGACCAGCGACAAAAACGAUCUUCUUGUGACCUUAGACGCCCGCGGUUACGCUCCGGGGGACAUCACAGUCAAACUAGAGGGGCGAAGUCUGGCGGUUGUGGCAAUGAAGCAGGCCGGAGCAGAGGAGAGCCAGUCCUGCUCCUCCUCCUCCUCCUCUGCUUCCUUCUCCUCCUCAGCGUCGUCCCAGAUGGGCUUCAUGCAGAGAAUAGAUUUUCCUGAUCACCUGGACCUGUCUGGGCUGUCCUGCUCCCUGAUGGAUGAUGGGCAGCUUCGGAUUCAUGCCCCUGUGGCCAAGCAGCCUAUCGGUGAGGAGAAGCAGGUGCCCAUCCGCUACAGGACCUCGCUGGAGUUUCCCAUUAAAAAUGGCAACACAGAUGAGGAACAUAGAGACUGAAGCUGCAGACGGUCUCUGCCUGAGACACAUGAAAACAUCUGCAGAAAGACUCUGUAACGAGUACAGUUUACAUUCAUUUCUUAAAAAGCUGAUUUUAAAUAUAUUUUGUAACAUUUUAAAGUCUUUAUAUUGAUAAAAUCAAUAAAAAGCCAAAGAGUUUCA
This is a messenger RNA of Cyprinodon variegatus (sheepshead minnow), 935 nucleotides long. It is a transcript of the gene hspb9, whose product is annotated as alpha-crystallin A chain-like. The record is from RefSeq and is a predicted model, not a curated record. The coding region runs from base 90 to 773 and encodes 227 amino acids. Gene Ontology annotation, molecular function: protein folding chaperone. Gene Ontology annotation, biological process: protein refolding; response to heat. NCBI's taxonomy places the organism in Eukaryota, Metazoa, Chordata, Actinopteri, Cyprinodontiformes, Cyprinodontidae. The transcript has 2 exons.